AUUUGAAUGUGUUUUAUGGUAAAACUAUAUUUUUUUCAGGUGUCCUUGAAUGAGGGAGCUCAUCAGCUAAGGUUGUAUGCCCAGGGACCCAAUGGCGUGGACCCCCUCACAGAAUCCUGCCUGCGUGAUGCUGGUACAAGGAUCAUACCCUGUGCCUCAGUUCUUGUCAGACUUGUCAAAGUUACCAGAGGCUCUGGUGGAAAGGCCCUAGAAUCGAGUAAAGUUCCAAAGGGAGACUGGCUACGUAUGGGAUUAUGGCAGCCACGUCCAAAAUACUCGGACCGUGUAUACUACUCCACAAAGGCCAUGCCAACACGCGGGGAGACUCGGCUAUUCCACAGUAUGAUGAGACGGACAAGGAGAACGAUUCGAGAAGUUAUAGCCCUCGUUGCCUCGGCUAAGGAAAGCUUCCUGAGAAGUGAUAAAAACAUGGAAGAAUAUAUCAGAAAUCAGUUGACCAAAACGCCAGAUACAAAAACGUUGGAGCAAGAUCUCAACUUCGUUUGUCAGUAUAGUCCUAAACAUGGAAUAAAGGUAGCAAUAGACAGUGCAGUAAACCUGCCAUGGUCAAACUUCACCCAUGCCCACAUGUGUCUUAAUCCACCAGCUGCCUUCUAUCUGGGUGCUCCUCAUGCAACUUACGACAAGUUGACAUUUACAGAACUUCUGGAUGUCCGCAGUACAAACACCUCACCCCAGUGGAAAGAUGGCUUCAAGCAUUUUCCCCGCCGUUCGUAUCAUCGUUUCCUCACCAUGAUCAUCCAUCUACAAGAAAUCUCAGUCAGUGUAGCGAAGGAAAACUACAAAUAUGGUCUCCUAGAGCAGGCUUGGACAGCAGUGCAAAUAUUUACGGAUAAGUAUUGUACAACACAGGCAUUCCAACUUCCUUUGUUUGCUGGUUCCCCCUCACAGACGAUACUCAAACAGUUGGCACGGGAACCAUGCAAGGAAUGGAUGGAGAGGAACAUCAGAAAUAAUGGGAUACAUUUGUUAAAGGGAUCGGCCAUAUUUGUACGUGUAGCAGAUGCUCGGAGAGACGAUGAACUUGUUUCAGAUAUUUCGCACAACAAACUGGUUGAAGUGAACACAGACUAUAUCCCAGUUGGUCUGGAGGAAAGUUAUUCUCGAGAGAGGCCCGGUAAACCUCUCGAGUCUUUGGUACCUGUUGGAAAAACACCGGAACAAUUCGUAGAUAAUCUCAAGGUCAAGUUCAAGAGUCUUGUAUACAAGUUAUACGAGGAAGGUAAUGUAAACAAGUAACAAAGGUCAAGAUGACUAGAAGUAGGUCAGUUGCAGUAACCAAACGGAGGUUUCCAUAGCAACUAGAACAAAAGAUUAGCAAGCAACAAUAU
This is a messenger RNA of Mercenaria mercenaria, 1352 nucleotides long. RefSeq lists its product as uncharacterized. The record is from RefSeq and is a predicted model, not a curated record. The transcript is spliced from 10 exons. The coding region runs from base 7 to 1260 and encodes 417 amino acids. Lineage: Eukaryota; Metazoa; Mollusca; Bivalvia; Venerida; Veneridae.